Molecule: messenger RNA, 1077 nt
Organism: Schizophyllum commune H4-8
Lineage: Eukaryota; Fungi; Basidiomycota; Agaricomycetes; Agaricales; Schizophyllaceae
Exons: 7
Coding region: 68-805 (245 amino acids)
Biological process (GO): protein quality control for misfolded or incompletely synthesized proteins
Cellular component (GO): endopeptidase Clp complex
Molecular function (GO): ATP-dependent peptidase activity; serine-type endopeptidase activity; ATPase binding
Source: RefSeq, a predicted model, not a curated record
ACGCGAUCCUCGAGACGCCCAAGUCGCGUUCUUUGUCCAGAGCGCGAACAAUUGGACGCUGGUCGACAUGCUUGCUUCUGCUUCUCGCGCAGCUCUCCGAGCAAGAUCUUUUGCACGUCCAUGUGUCAGCGCCAGCAAGGGCAUACGGCGGUUCCACCCCUUGGCAGGCCAAUGGGACCCACCGUCCGCCAACCUCGUACCAAUGGUCAUCGAGCAGACAGGAAGGGGCGAGCGCUCUUAUGACAUUUUCUCUCGUUUGCUGAGGGAGCGAGUCGUGAUGCUUUAUGGACCGAUACGAGACACUGACUCUGCGCUCAUUGUCUCCCAACUCCUCUUCCUCGAGGCCGAGGAAACGUCUAAACCCAUCCACCUCUACAUCAAUUCACCCGGCGGAAGCGUCACUGCCGGGCUCGCAAUAUAUGAUACGAUGCAAUACGUCUCGUCCCCCAUACACACAUACUGCAUCGGCUGCGCCGCUUCCAUGGGUUCACUGCUGUUGGCAGCCGGUGAAAAGGGCAAGAGGCAUUGCCUGCCAAACGCUAGCAUCAUGAUUCACCAACCGUCCGGUGGCGCAUCCGGUCAAGCCAGCGACGUCGCCAUCCACGCGAAGGAGAUCCUGCGCGUGCGCGAGGCGCUCACCGGUAUCUACCAGAAGCACUGCGCAAAGCCGGACGAGAGCGAGGCGGAGGGUCUGGCGCGUUUUGAACGCGCCCUUGAGCGAGACUACUUCAUGACAGCCAAGGAAGCUAUCGACUUUGGCAUCGUAGACGGUAUCUUAGAGAAGCGGCCGACAACAGGGAAUUGAAUGCGCCGAGUGACUUCAUGAAGCCGAGUUUCUUGAGCGACUUGCGGAAGCCGAGCGGCCUGAGCGGUUGGCGGGGGAAUGAACGUUCCCAGCAGAUUGAGGUACUUAUGCGAGUAAUGUGCUAUACUCGCGUGGGUGACGUGCUAUACUUGUGUGAGCAACCCCUCUAGUUCGGUCACUGAUCAUUGCGCUGGUUGGUCGUUGGCUGCCACCCAAAUGCGCUCGUUGCUUCUCAGCCCAGCUUCGCCCACCCCGGAAGUCGAAGCACCGGU